Bombus terrestris (buff-tailed bumblebee) is the source of this 2149-nucleotide messenger RNA. It is a transcript of the gene DCP1, whose product is annotated as mRNA-decapping enzyme 1A. The record is from RefSeq and is a predicted model, not a curated record. Gene Ontology annotation, cellular component: P-body. Gene Ontology annotation, molecular function: mRNA binding; enzyme activator activity. Lineage: Eukaryota; Metazoa; Arthropoda; Insecta; Hymenoptera; Apidae. The transcript has 4 exons. Bases 215 to 1597 code for a protein of 460 amino acids. Gene Ontology annotation, biological process: deadenylation-dependent decapping of nuclear-transcribed mRNA; deadenylation-independent decapping of nuclear-transcribed mRNA; positive regulation of catalytic activity.
GCUUUCUGUGAUGUUACUAACUCGCAGAUGUAGCAACGGUAUCAACCUUAAAAUCUAGUAUGACGUUUAAUAUACAGGCAGCUGCUUACGUUAGAUCAAAAUACAGUGCUCUUAGUGAUUGGCUUGCACGACUAAGCUAAAUUUCAAUUGAAUUAGGAAAAUACCGAUUAUUCUUGUAUUUCAUAAACUGUACCAUCAAGCUGUAAGGAACACAAUGACGGAUUUAACAGGGUUACGAAUGAACGUGGCCGCUCUGAAACGGGUAGACCCCUAUGUAAAAGAUAUUCUGGAGACUGCGACACACGUAGCACUUUAUACUUUUAACGCAGUUAAUAAUGAGUGGGAAAAAACGAAUAUUGAAGGUGCUCUAUUCGUAUACUCGCGAAAUGGCGAACCCUAUAACAGUGUUCUUAUCAUGAAUAGAUUAAAUACAAAUAACCUAGUAGAGCCAGUUACGCAAGGUUUAGAUUUACAACUCCAAGAACCCUUUUUACUCUAUAGAAAUUCCAGAUGUAAUAUUUAUGGCAUUUGGUUUUAUGAUAAAGAGGAAUGUGUACGCAUUGGUGCAAUGUUGAACAAACUUAUUAAAGAAUCAGAGGAAAACCGCAAGACUUUCAAUAAACCUGCUGUUAACGUAAAAAAAGAAUCCGGCCCUAAUGCGAGCAAUGUUGAUAUAUUUAGUAUGCUUAGUAAAGCUCAAGAAGACUUUAAUACUAAUAGAAAUAAUAGUAGUAGUGGAGGUGGUAACAAAGAAAGGCAUAGUACUAAAUCUCCGUUAGGUACUCCUACAACUGAUGAUGUAUCUGGACCAUUAGCUGCACCAUUAGGUCCAGAUGUUACUUCACAGAGUGUAAUGGACUUUUUUGCAAAAGCAAAAGUUAAUACUGGUCACUUUAAGGCUGGAGAUCAGCCUACUCCAGGGGGUACUGUUGCAAACGAAAGUAAGCCUUUGCUUGCUCGAUUAAUGUCACACCCAGCAGCUCACACAGUUGAACAUAUUGAAAAGCAACACAGAUCUAUAACUCCUCAACCAGCUACUCAACAACAGACUACUCCAACUACUAUAUUGACUGCUAACAAUGCUUGUAAUACAACAGCUUCGAACAGAACUAAGAAACGAAACAGAACUGCUUCUCAACAAGAUUCAAUGAUACCGACGCCUGCGUCUUUAACUCAAGAAAUUUUAACACCUAUGAAUCAAACUGCUACCGAUACAAAUGGAACAACGGGAUUUCUUAGGAUACAGUCACCAACAAAUGCAUCAACUUCUACUUUGACGAAUCAUCAAGCAUCAGAUAUUAUUGGUCCUAGCAAUUCAAAUCCACUUGCAUCUUUGUUUGCUCAUGCAUCUGCGACAACGGCAUCGGAAGAUAUUAUUACGCCUCCCACUCUAUCAGGAAGAGGAUCAGCACCGGCAUUAAUUCCUCCUGUUAUGUUCGCUGCCCCUAGUCCACCUGAACCUUUAACCAGACCGUUAGAACCAUUGACAAAAAAUCAGUUUCUUCGAGCCUUUAACUAUUUAUUGAGAAGUGAUCCUGAUUUUAUCAACAAACUUCACGAAGCUUAUGUUAAAUCGUUCGGUGAAAUACUGUCCUAGAACUAUGACUUGUUAACUGGUAUAAAUGGAACCCGUCAUGCGGGUUGUGACGGUCGACUGAUUAUAGUAUCGAGCGAAAUCUAGUAUUUCUAUGUUACAUGUACAUAGAUGGAACACAAUGUCCUGCUCGAAUUUCAAUUGAACUUGACUGGUAGCCCAAUUUUUGGGAAGAUCAAAUCAUAGAUACAAAUAAAGAUACAUACCUUAAACAGUAUUUUUAUAAGCUACUACACUUUUUCCCAUGAAAAAGAGUGAAAUGGAUCAUGGAUGCAUAAGAAGGUAUAAAACGUGUGGAAAUUGUAAAAGGAAAUAAGACGAGAAAUGUGAAAAUUGUACGAUUUUAAACUGUGAUGCCAAAACAUUUAUAUUAUACUAACAUUUUAUGAUUACUAUUUCGAAAUGAAACAAGACAAAUUUUCUGAGCUGAUCAAAUAGAUUACCUAUUUUACGGAAUAAUGACAUACCCUUCCUAUAUAUCGGGUAUCGGUAUGGUAUGUAUAUGUAAUUAUAAAAAAAGGAGGAAAUAAAUAGAGACCGAUUACUGAAAAAUUA